Messenger RNA from Fusarium pseudograminearum CS3096, 1533 nucleotides. RefSeq lists its product as uncharacterized. The transcript has 4 exons. Lineage: Eukaryota; Fungi; Ascomycota; Sordariomycetes; Hypocreales; Nectriaceae. The record is from RefSeq and is a predicted model, not a curated record. The coding region runs from base 1 to 1533 and encodes 510 amino acids. Gene Ontology annotation, molecular function: iron ion binding; heme binding; monooxygenase activity.
AUGGAUUCCAAAAAUACUUGGGAGACGGUUGACGUCAGAGGCAUCGCCUCUUUCAAGAGUGUAGCUACUCUUGUCAGUGUCUGGUUUUUGUAUCGUCUAUUUGUUGCUCUGUACAACAUCUCACCUUUCCAUCCCCUGUCUCGUUUCCCUGGACCUAAAAUCGCUGCUGUCAGCUACCUCUACGAGGCUUACUACGACUGGUGGCGAGUGGGACGAUAUGGAAAGGUUAUCCGCCCUAUUGUCAGAAUCAAUCCCGACGAGCUUCACUGCUCAGACCCAUAUUUCACCGACGAAAUUUACGCUGGUCCUGGCCGUGUUCGCGACAAAUGGCAGCAUCAACUCAACACUGGAGGCGCUGGCCCUGUCUCGGUAACAGGUUUCUCAACCGUCAACCAUGAAGUCCACAGAAUGCGAAAGGGAGCCCUGUCAAAGUAUUUCUCUCGGUCGCAAAUGCUGAAACUCGAGGGCGAAGUGCGGGAUUUCUCACAGAUGACAGUGGAAAAGAUGCUAAGAUACGCGGGUGGCGAGCCUUUCGAUGUCAAGGAAGCCUUUAACUGUUUCACAGCGGAUAUUAUUUCCCAGUAUGCCUUUGGCGAGUCUAUGGGUUUCAUUGCUCAGGAAGGAUGGGAACCUAACCUGGCUACUUGGGUCAAGUCUUUCUUCCAGAGCGCGUACAUGAUGCGACAUAACGUCUUGGCGAGAAAGAUGGCUCAGUUCCUUCCCUUUUUGUCUGAUUAUCUUGGCGAGGAUAUCAAGGCUGUUAUGCGACAAAUGAAUGUGGUUAUUCCAGGAUACAUCAAGGCCGCGUUGAAGAACCCUGAUGGUGGACGAGUGUUUGCUCAAGUCGUUGAGUCAAAGACGCUACCAGAGUCGGAAAAGUCUCUGUACAGACUAUCCGGUGAAGGGUUCAAUUUUCUGCUCGCUGGUACUGAAACCACGGCUGCCACUCUCACUGUCAUCACGUACUUCCUCCUCGACAAGCCUGAUAUUUACAAGCGUCUUAUGGCUGAUCUAAACGGCCUCGAUCCGGAGAACCUUAAGUGGACAGACCUCGAACAACGUCCGUACCUCUGGGCUGUAAUCCACGAAGCUCUGCGUGUCAUGCCUGGUGUAUCCCAUCGAUCUGCCCGAAUCGCCCGGGAAGAGGACCUCGUCUACCAGAGCCAAGACGGUAACACCAACUGGGUCAUUCCCAGAGGCACACCCAUCGGCAUGACAUCCAUGAUCAACCACUGGAACGAGGAGCUUUUCCCCAAGCCUGAUGAGUUUCUGCCGGAGCGGUGGUUGGAGAAUGGAAAGCCAAACUACAAGUUGCAGAAGUUCUUGAUUUCGUUUGGAAAGGGAAGUCGUGCCUGCAUUGGCGAGAAUCUCGCUUACUGUGAGGUAUAUAUUAUGGCGGCUCUUAUGGCAUUCCGUGUCAUUCCUCGAGCUCGUCUUUACGAGACAACUAUUGAGGACCUCACUUAUGAUCACGACUUGAUUGUGCUUCAAACCAAAAAGGGAUCUAUUUCUGUCCGUAUUGCUAUCUCAUAG